GCGCGCGGCACUCCGGCUGGACGGGGUCACUGGCCGUCAAGCAUCCGCUCCACCCCCGCCAAGUCUUAUUCAAGCCUUGCCUUUCUUGGCGGAUAAAGAAUGAAGUUGUCUCAGUUGUGGGGAAGCACGUUUAUUGAACUGGCGCGAGUAUCCAUUAGGGGUUAAGCUGUAAAAGUCCUCAAGUGAAGAGAGCCUUCGGUUGGUCCGGGAGACUUCAGCCAAGGCUUGAGCGGGUACAAACACCAGCCGAUCCACAGUACUUGUCCUGGUGUGACUUGGACUGCGCGGGAGGUAAAAGGUAGACUAUUCCGGAUUGGGCCAGAGGCAGAAAGGCCCGCCCUCUGCACUCCAGGAUUGGCUGAGAGAGAGCCGCGCCCCCUCACGCCGGCGGCCGUCAGUAGGAGACGUGAGCCGUUCUCGCCCGACUUCUGCUCUCUAGCCAGCUCCACGUGAGUGUACAGAAACGGCUCGCAGGGUUCCCGACUUGAUCUGAAGUAGAUCCGGGAGAGGCGCGCUCCAUCUUAACGGUGAGGGAACAUCAAUAGGCUGCGGGAGUGGGGCGCCGCGGGGCGCGACUGAAGCUCCAUAACCGGAAGUGUCUUCUGAGAGGCGUCGUUUCCGGAAGUGUGGCCGAACUGCGGCGGUACCCGGAAGUGUGGUGCUGCCCCGGCCCCGGGAGUCGGACCAGUUGAGAUACAGGGAUUAAACAGGUGUUUAUGUAUCUUUGUUUCCUCGAGCCAGUAAAGCCCCUCUCUGCGGAAAGUUUUGGAGGGUGCAAGCAUUUGGACAUGAUUUUGAAUGUCUCUUCCCUUUGAAAGCCGUGGGAGAAACAAGCCCCGGGAAUGUGUCCAGGGGGCCUGGCUCUAUAAAGGCUUCUGAGAAGUUUUCUUUCGCUGCCUGUCACCCCCGAUUCCUCCCCCCAGGGAUGUGCAGAUGGAGGCCGGCGGAGACACUGCUGCCCCAGCCCCCAGGGGCGCGCAGGACUUGGAGGGCACGCAGUUCCCUAGUGAGGAGACUGGAGAUAGUGGAGUUCAGUCGGGCCCGCCGGAUCCCGGAGACACGAACCUGGAGGAAACAGGAUCCACGGCCGAGGAUGGGCCACCCAGCCACCUGUCACCACUGCCCCAGUCAGAGGGCCCAUCCGGCACCUGUGAACCCUGGAACUCUGCGGCCUCGGACAGGAGUCCCAUCCAUGGCCCUGAGAGCAGCUCCGGAGACCCCAGUGACGAGGACUGGCGCGGCCAGCGGAAGCACGUGUUCGUGCUCAGUGAGGCUGGGAAGCCCAUCUAUUCCCGGUACGGCAGUGUGGAGGCGCUGUCGGCUACCAUGGGCGUGAUGACGGCCCUGGUGUCCUUCGUGCAGAGUGCUGGGGAUACCAUCCGCGCCAUCCAUGCCGAGGACCACAAGCUGGUGUUCCUACAGCAGGGCCCGCUGCUGCUGGUGGCCGUGUCUCGGACUCCUCAGUCAGCAGCCCAGCUCCGAGAGGAGCUCCUAGCGGUGCAUGCGCAGAUUGUGAGCACACUGACGCGUGCAAGCGUGGCCCGCAUCUUCGCACACAAGCAGAACUACGACCUCCGCCGCCUGCUGGCUGGCUCCGAGCGCACGCUGGACCGGCUUCUGGACAGCGUGGAGCGAGACCCGGGAUCCCUGCUCCUGGGCGCCGUGCGCUGUGUGCCGCUUGCCCUUGGCGGCCGACUGAUCACAGCAGCCCAGGAGCGGAACGUGCUGGCCGAGUGCCGACUGGACCCAGCUGACCUGCAGCUGCUGCUUGACUGGAUGGGGGCACCAGCCUUCGCAGCCGGCGAGGCAUGGGCACCCGUGUGCCUGCCCCGCUUCAACCCUGAUGGUUUCUUCUACGCCUACGUGGCCCGCCUGGACUCCAUGCCUGUCUGCCUGCUGCUGCUUGGCACCCACCGAGAAGCCUUCCAUGCCAUGGCCGCCUGCCGGCGCCUGGUGGAAGAUGGGAUGCGCACUCUUGGUGCCCUGCGCGCCCUGGGGGAGGCGGCCAACUUCUCCAGUGCACAGGCAGUCAGUGCCCCUGCCUACAGUGUGCAGGCUGUGGGGGCACCUGGCCUCCGGCACUUCCUGUAUAAGCCACUGGACAUCCCUGACCAUCACCGCCAGCUGCCCCAGUUCACCAGCCCUGAGCUAGAGGCACCGUACAGCAGAGAGGAGGAGCGGCAGCGGCUGUCGGACCUGUACCACCGCCUGCAUGCUCGCCUUCACAGCACCUCCAGACCCCUGCGCCUCAUCUACCACGUGGCUGAGAAGGAGACGCUGCUGGCCUGGGUGACCUCCAAAUUCGAGCUGUAUACCUGCCUCAGCCCCCUGGUGACCAAAGCAGGAGCCAUUUUGGUAGUGACCAAACUCCUGCGCUGGGUGAAGAAAGAGGAGGACCGACUGUUCAUCCGUUGCCCACCCAAGUACUCUACACCCCCAGCCACCUCUGUGGACCAGGCUCCCCACAAUGGCUUAUUCCCUGGACUCUGAAUGGUAGAGCUCGCUCGGACUUUCUGGGAGUGACCGCCUGAGCCUUUGCCUUCUGUCUCCACCCUGGAAAUGUAGUGGGAAUCUGUCUGUGGCUGGCACAUGUCUCCCUGAGAAGCUGGGCAAGAUAGGAGAGCUGCCCACAAAUGGGAGAUGGGCAGCAGUGGCCAGGGACACAGUGUGCCCUUCUAGUUCCCUUGUGUCCUUCCCUGCUCCCUCUGUCUCACCUCCUCACCUUCCUUUCUCAGGAGCUGUCCCCUCUAAACUGCUUCAGAAGUGUCUUUCUCAUUGGACUGAGCCCUGAAUGUGCAGGAACUGGCAGGUCUCAGGAGUGGCCCACAGGGGCUCAAGAAUUGGGAAUGCAGGGUCAGCCUAUGCCCGUAACCAGCCUGAGGCUAUUUAGGGGGAAAAAAAAAAA
This is a messenger RNA of Fukomys damarensis (Damara mole-rat), 2905 nucleotides long. It is a transcript of the gene Mon1b, whose product is annotated as MON1 homolog B, secretory trafficking associated. The transcript has 6 exons. The record is from RefSeq and is a predicted model, not a curated record. The coding region runs from base 934 to 2490 and encodes 518 amino acids. NCBI's taxonomy places the organism in Eukaryota, Metazoa, Chordata, Mammalia, Rodentia, Bathyergidae. Gene Ontology annotation, biological process: vesicle-mediated transport; protein targeting to vacuole.